This is a messenger RNA of Adineta ricciae, 888 nucleotides long. The record is from the annotation of a GenBank genome assembly. NCBI's taxonomy places the organism in Eukaryota, Metazoa, Rotifera, Eurotatoria, Adinetida, Adinetidae.
AUGAUGGAAAUGGAACUUUUGGACUUGAACGAUUAUAUUCAACGCAAUCUGCCUCAAAUCCGGACGGGUUAUAUUGAAAUCUUAACUCAAUAUGAAGUUGCAGAAUUUACUAAUCAAACGAUAUAUUCAACCGGAACUGUUCCUAAUUCGUAUUUAAAAGCGACAGGAGAUUUCAAUAAUGAUAAUCAAACAGAUGUUGUUCUUGCCAAUUCGGCAACUGAUAUUUUAAGUAUUCGAUUUGGUUCAAAUAAUGGAAGUUUUUUACAUGGAAUAAUUUAUGAAAUUGGAAUUGUUUCUUGUCCACAAUAUGUAAUUGCAAAUCAUGUUGACAAAGAUAAUCAUUUAGAUAUAGUUGUUGUUAAUUCUAAAGGUAAUACAAUGAGUUUCAUUUAUGGUCAUGGAAAUGAAUCAUUUGCUGAUCAAUUCAUUUCUUCAAUUGGAAAUAAUUCACAUCCUUAUUCAAUAGUUAUGAAUGCCUUUAAUUAUGACAAUGAACUUGAUUUUCCUGUUGUUUUCUAUGAUAGUUCAAAUUUAAUUAUCCUUCUAGGACAAGAAAAUGGAAGAGUUUCAGUUGCUAUCAAUGAUUUUAACAACGAUAACAAUCUGGGUAUUUCUGUAGCAAAUAAUGGCAUUGAUAAAAUUGAAGUUUUGUUUGGAUUUGGUGAUGGAACAUUUCUUCUAGGAAACACAUAUUCAACUGGAAACGGUUCGAUACCAAAAGCAAUUUCUCAUAUGGUAAUUUUAAUCAUAAUGGAUGGAUGGAUAGAUAUUGUUAUAACAAAUUAUGAAACAGAUAAUAUUGGUGUUCAACUAGGAUUUAAUGAUGGAAAUUUCAAUAAUAUGACAACAUAUUCAACUGGUUUUGAAUUCUCGACCAUAUUCUGUUGA